GGCGCGGAGCGCGGCGAGGCCAGGGAUGCUUUAGGGAUACGGGGCGCAUCCUCGUCCCUGCAACACCAGCGACCACUUUAAGGGAGUUCGCUCUCCUCCAAGGGCCGAGGCGGAAAGUGUCGCGAGAACUGUAGCCCGCGCCGACUUCUCGCGAUGUUUGGCCCCGCGAAGGGUGGCCAUUUUGGAGUCCACCCGGCGGCCGGUUGCCCCGGCGGCGUCUCGCCUCCUGCGGCCGCCACCAAGGCUGGCCCCGCGGGUGUCUGGCCUGUGGGCGGCCAGUCCGACACGAUGUGGCGGCUGCGCUGCAAGGCCAAGGAUGGCACCCAUGUUUUGCAGGGGCUGUCCAGCCGAACCCGGGUGCGAGAACUCCAGGGCCAAAUUGCCGCCAUCACCGGGAUCGCCCCCGGCGGUCAGCGAAUCCUCGUCGGCUUUCCGCCCGAGUGCCUGGAUCUCAGCGACGGGGACACCGUUCUGGGGGACUUGCCCAUCCAAUCAGGCGAUAUGCUGAUCGUUGAAGAAGACCAAACCAGGCCCAAAGCUUCACCUGCAUUCUCAAAACACGGUGCUCCUAGCUAUGUCAGGGAAACCUUGCCUGUGCUUUCCAGGACUGUGGUCCCAGCAGACAACUCCUGCCUCUUCACCAGCGUGUACUAUGUGGUUGAAGGAGGCGUCCUGGAUCCAGCUUGCGCCCCUGAGAUGAGACGCCUCAUAGCACAGAUCGUAGCGAGCGAUCCAGACUUCUACAGUGAGGCCAUACUGGGAAAAACAAAUCAAGAGUACUGUGACUGGAUCAAAAGGGAUGAUACUUGGGGAGGAGCGAUUGAAAUCUCCAUCUUGUCUAAAUUUUACCAGUGUGAAAUCUGUGUAGUGGAUACACAGACGGUAAGAAUCGAUCGCUUCGGGGAAGACGCGGGGUAUACCAAAAGGGUCCUGCUGAUUUACGAUGGCAUCCACUACGACCCGCUGCAGCGAGACUUCCCGGAUCCAGACACGCCGCCUCUGACCAUCUUCUCCUCGAACGAUGACAUUGUCCUUGUACAAGCACUGGAACUAGCAGAUGAAGCUAGAAGAAAGAGACAGUUUACCGACGUCAACCGCUUCACCCUGCGAUGCAUGGUGUGUCAGAAGGGGCUGACUGGACAGGCAGAGGCAAGAGAGCAUGCCAAGGAGACAGGCCACACCAACUUUGGAGAAGUGUGAUCUAUGCAUGAUGAGGGUGGAAGCCUACUACCUCACAGAUCCAGAAGGCUCUGGGUUUUCCAAUAAGCUAUUCCUGACCCUAAAGAACAAAGGACACAAUGCUUGAACCACACCUUGAACUUGAAACCACUAAGACACUGAAAUUCCUUGUUAAGAUUAAAAUUAGUGUGCAAGUUUACAGAUGUGUGUCUACAGUGGUGAUGCCUGCCCUCUUUCCACGGGGGUGACAGAACAGGUGGCCCCCCACCUGCUGGAGAUUGAGUUUCAGUAUUAUAAACUAGCACGCAGCAGCUUUCACCUGUAGAAGAAGAGAACGCCACAUUUCGAGUAAUGUUGACAGCCUCUCAUGAGGCCCCGGACGUGUACCAGUGUCUCCAGUAAUUGAGUCCUUUUAACAACUGAGUGAGUUAAUAGUUUCUAAAUUAUGAAUUGAUUUAUCAAACGAAGAUACUCAGAAUUGUCAAAACUGAUUUUAUAUUGCCAUUUGGUAGACUUUAUCAGUGUGUACUUAACCACUUCUGAGUACGUAACAAGCAAUCUUUACAGGGAUGAGUGCGUUCCUAGAGAAUGUCGCUGACAGCAGGAGCGCCUGUGUCCUGCUGCGGAUUUCUGGUGUGUGAAGUAGAAUGUAUGAGGAAAAGGUGCCUGAAGCAGCUCCCUGCGGCUUCCAAGGACGUCAGCCUCGUGUGUCAAUGCACUUCCUGUGCUGGUCUUUGUCACGUUGGGUACAAUUUUAAAAUUAAGCAGGGUAAUUUUUUUUUAAUCAAAGUUCCUUGAAAUUCCAGUAUUUGAUUUUUGCUUUCUUUACAUGAAAAUUUGGAGGGAUGUAAUUUUCUCAGCUUUUUGUUACGAGCACUUCCUCCAAAAAACAUCUUCAUCCAAAGUGAGAAUGCUAUGCUUCGGCUUGUGUUUUACAAGACUUUGCAUACCUGAACAGUGUUUGGUGUUGUGCCAGCCCUGUCCCUCCACUAACACUCUUGAAUAAUUCCAUAUUUCUGCAAAUUAGCACUUUGCUUAAUCUGUGAUCUCGUACUUUGAAACAUUUUCAAAGUAAUUGAGAUAAUGCUGUUAAAUGAAUUUGUUUCUCUUCCAAAACAUGAAAGUUUUAAAACCCUUGCCUUAUUCAGCUUUCUCUGACUUCUGCUUCUUCCUAGUUACGUAGAUGUGCAGCCAUUUGCUUGGCGGCCCGGUCCGCGAGGCAUGCCCUCUGACACGUGGCUGCACUACGAGAUCUUCCACAUAAGAUUUUCUACCUCUUUUCUUAAUUCCUAUGAAGAUCAGGGAUGCUAAGUUAGAGUUUGUUAUGUAUUAUCUCACACCAUGUGAAGAAGCUUAAUGUUGUGAAGUUAGUUUUGAUGAAGUAUCUCUUAGGAAACCUAUGGUAUACUCUAAAGCACUUAAUAUCUCUUCAGCAUAUAGUCUCAGCAGAUGUUUUUAGAAUUGAGUUUUACUUUUAGCAUUUACACUCGGUGAAAGUGACCGUGUAGAAUUAAGGACCAUGUGAACAAUUUAGGGGAAAAUACUUGAAGGAACAAUUCACAACGAAGAUUCAAAUCAUGAAAUGAGGUUGCUGGAGUACCUCUUGAGUGCAUAUCUGUUUUAGGUAUUAUAAGUUAUUAUGGUCAAUAUAACUAAAAAGUGUUUCAUUUUCUAUUUUCUGAGCCUUAAAAAUAGCGCUUGUGAGCUUACAAUAAUGUUUGGCAAUCAUGUUACAUGUGAAUGAAUAUGGUUGAAGAUCUGUCCCUAUCAUCUGGUCUAGAUGAUUUUUGUAUGAUUUUUAUUUUCCUCAAAAAAAGAUGAAAUUUAAAAAUGUAAUUUAUGAAUAUGCCACCAGGUGACAUUUAUCUGAUUGAGCUUUCUGCAUCGUUAUUCAUUAAGCUGUCUUCCCUUUCUUUGCCGUUUCAGGAGCUACAUUUGAUAUUUGCUUACUGAAAUUUUAGACCUAGAAGUUUGUUCAUGCAACAAAUAUUUAUUGAGUAUUUUAUCAUGUUGCAGGCAUGGUUUGAUAUGUUUCCCAACAUAAAUUUCUCACUUUAAAAUAAAUAUUACCUACAAUGGAUUGAUUCAACAAGUACAAAGGAAAGAAAUGGAGCAAGGAUAUUCGACAGCAGUGACAGCCCCUACCCCCAACCCCCGCCCAGGGUCUUAAGAGUUUUGAUCACAUAUUGUUAAGUAUUCUUUUGGGGAAUCUUUCUUUGUCUGGGUCAACUAGGUUGUCCAGUCACCAGGUGAACCCUGAUAGGUCACUUUAAAAAAAUGACUUUUUAAAUUAUUUACUGAAAUUGGUCGUUGGUACUGUAAUAAUGUUCUAAUCAUGGAAAAUUCAAGAUGAAGCGUGGUGUGCAGCCUGUGUGAUUGAUUAUUGAGAACUUUAAAACUUCUGCUCACGCUGCACUGAAGCUGUGGUCCUGGCAGGAUUUAGAGUCUUUUUACUAUGCUUAUUAAACUCUCAGAGUUAGAGAUUAAAGUGGAUACAUUCCCACCUCGAGGAUUUUUGGAAGUCUAUGGAUUUAAUACCUGAAGUGGGGUUAAAGAACCUUUGUUUAAAGUUUGUGUUGGAGCAGCAUGAAACCCUUCCUAUUCCUUCAGUUUUUGGGUGCCAUACCAAAAGAAAAAAAAAAUUUCCUUAAUUAAAAUGGACCAUUUUCAGUAGUGGAAGAAACAGAUAGAAACUGUUCCCCGCACCACAACCUGUCUUCCAUUCUCUUAUCUUUGAAUUCAGACUUAGAUUUAUUGUCAUGAAAGUGCAUUCCUAGACAGAUUGCAGGUCAAAUUCGUGUCCCUGUGGGGGCCUCGUGAUGUGAUAGCCAUGUGAAGACAGCAGUAUGUUGUGCGUCUCGUGCUAAUGGUUCAUCGUUGAUUUCUUGUUCACCGUGAGAGAGAAGUGGGUGUAGUCAGAUGGCGGUACCCUGGAAGCUUGGCUGCUGGUCAGCUGGUCUGUUGUUAAGAAUUAAUGUAGUCAUGCCACUUGAUUUCCAUGAAGUUCAAGACCCAGCAGAAUCAUAAACAGGAAUUAACAUUGCAUUAUCUGUGAGUUUAUGCCCCUAAGUGCCCAUGCCAAACUUGCUUAUCUAGCUUAUUCCUUCGGGGUGUUGCAAGUUGCUCUAGCUAAACAUAGUUUUGUGUGUCUUGAAAAAAUUAGAAUGGAGGAGUAUGUAAUACUAAGCAACAGAGUGGCUUUUGUUUUUUUAUUUUUUGUUUUUGAUAAAUCAGGUGGCCUUCCUAAAUUCACGUAUUUUAACAUUUACAUUCUUUCAUCUGUUGACACACAUUGAUUAUUUGCAGCACUUUAAAAACUAUGAAAUAAAAGUUUACAUGCUAGCCCUCUCUAGGGAUCUUGUUGAUGACAUGAUACAAUCUUGAGCUGUUGGCCAUGAGCUCUUACUAAUCCACCUUCGUCAUCUGUGGAGGUAUACCGAGUGGAACAUUCAACAUUCUAAUGUUUUGAUAACCACAGAACUCAUUUUCAGUAACUCUUAGCAUGAUCUGUGUCCUAACACUAAAAUGUUAAUGACUACAGUGUGAUUGUCCAUUAUCAUUCAUUGUGUGGUGCAGUAUUCAAAUUUGUCCUCUGCACAAAGAUGACAACUUCUAAAAGAUUAGAUUUUUAAGCUUCUUAGUUUGUUUCUAAGCAAAUUUACUUUAAGGAACCUAAUUUUUGAUUCAGGCCUUGAAAGUCAUAUUCAAGUAACAUCAUUGUGAAGUCUAAAGUAAAAUACUUGAUUUGAUUUGAAUAAGCUAAAUUUAUUAAAGAUGUUUUCUUAUUAAGCAUUAUAUUUCACAUUUAAUCAAUGUAAAAAGAAUGUGAAACUUCCCUGAUUGUGGGAAAGUGUUCUGUUUUUCUUCUCCAAAAAGUAGCUAGCAUUUUAUUGACAGUGCUUUGAAUAUGUGACUGAGAAAAAUUGUUACGUUGAUACUGAAUUGUGAGAUCAUGAUUUCAGUCCUGAUUCAUAUGCAUUUAAAGGAUGCUGAGAACCCUCCCCUGGUAUUUCAGAGUGAAGGGUGAAAGCAGAAGAAUAGAAUGCCAUUUAAAAAAGGAGACAUUGUCCAGAGAUUGUUCCUAGUCAUGAAUUAGGCUUUCAAGCAAUGCCUUUCUGUCACCUUAACCCUUUCACCUCCAUUUUUGGGCACAGAAUGUAGCAGGGCCAUAGGUGUAAAAGUUUGCCAUUAAAGUAUAAAACCAUAAAUAUAAGCAUUUUGCCAUGAUACCCUUGAUACUUAGAUUUUCAAAAGUACCUACAUGUAGGAGUUUAGGUAUAGUGAAGAUAUGCCUUGAUCAAAUUGUAGGUAAGCAGAAGUGUUUAGAAUUUCUACUAAGAUUAGAUGAGUUUGACUUUUUAACAGAAAUAGGAUAGGUAGUUUAAUUAUAGCCCAUAAGUUACUUAAAGGACCAGGGGACCUAAUUCUUGUCAUUUUCCAGUUUUAAUUGGUGCCAUUCAAGACUCCAGCUGUUUACAGGAAAUAAUAUACUUAGCAAAGUAGGUUUUUUCCUUUAAAAUUUUUGAAUUCAGCUUAAAAUACAGAGUCUGCAGAGCUUGUCCAGUGAGAUAGAGAAUCACAACUGUCCCGUAGCUGCUGUAUUGACAUGGUCAAGGCAGGGGCUCCCGGAGCCGGAGGAAAACCACACAAAGAGACCAUCAACUAGAUCGAGAGCUGUAGAACGACUCAGAAAAGCGGUAGGGAGGGAAAAAUUAACAAGGUUGUUUCUCUUGGCCUAAAAAAUAUAUUUUUAUUAACAGAAAAUUGACAGUGUUUUCUUAUUUAAAAAAAAAGUGUUCUUUUGUCUAUUUGCCAGCAUUUUUUCAAAGUUAAUGCACUGCUGCUACCUGGAAGAUGUCUAAUUUCAUUUUGUGCAACUAUUAUGUAAUUUUGCUAUUGUCAUGAAGAUGCAUUGAUUUUAUUUAUAAGGUGUAUGAUUUUAAAUACCUAAACGCUGUAUGAAAUGACUUGUUUUAAAGGAAUAAAUCAAAUGAAUACA
Messenger RNA from Oryctolagus cuniculus (rabbit), 6178 nucleotides. RefSeq names its product YOD1 deubiquitinase (gene YOD1). Gene Ontology annotation, molecular function: cysteine-type deubiquitinase activity. Gene Ontology annotation, biological process: protein deubiquitination; endoplasmic reticulum unfolded protein response; ERAD pathway. The record is from RefSeq and is a predicted model, not a curated record. Lineage: Eukaryota; Metazoa; Chordata; Mammalia; Lagomorpha; Leporidae. Gene Ontology annotation, cellular component: nucleus; cytosol.